Molecule: messenger RNA, 1594 nt
Organism: Acanthochromis polyacanthus (spiny chromis)
Lineage: Eukaryota; Metazoa; Chordata; Actinopteri; Pomacentridae
Gene: hsd17b7
Product: hydroxysteroid (17-beta) dehydrogenase 7
Exons: 9
Coding region: 247-1302 (351 amino acids)
Biological process (GO): cholesterol biosynthetic process
Cellular component (GO): endoplasmic reticulum membrane
Molecular function (GO): 3-beta-hydroxysteroid 3-dehydrogenase (NADP+) activity; 5-alpha-androstane-3-beta,17-beta-diol dehydrogenase (NADP+) activity; estradiol 17-beta-dehydrogenase [NAD(P)+] activity
Source: RefSeq, a predicted model, not a curated record
UUAUUCAUGACCACUGAAUGUUUAAUGCUGUGUCUGCGUGGGCGGGGUUUGGAGCGGAGCUGAGCGGUAACAGGAUAUGAUUGGCUGCACGGCUGCGGUGGUGACCAAUCGGAACACGGAGGAGGAGGAGUUGAGAAAGACCAGGAAGCCGGUCCCUGAACUAGUCACUCAACUUGUUGCUUUAGAAGACUUUUAGAUGAGGAGGUGGCGUUUUCUUUUCUUUGCUGCCAGUUGGAGCUGAACAAGAUGAAUAAGGUGGUUUUGGUGACAGGAGCAAAUAGCGGUAUUGGCCUGGCGCUGUGUGAGCGUCUCCUCUCCCAGGACCCUGAAGGCCUCCAGCUGUGUCUGGCCUGCAGAAACAUGUGUCGGGCCGAAGCCGCUCGCUCUGCCCUCCUCACCUCCAAACCCACGGCUCAGAUCGCUCUGCUGCAGAUGGACACCGGCAGCAUCUCCUCCGUCAUCAGCGCCGCUCAGGAGGUCAGACUCAGGUAUAGCCGUCUGGACUACCUCUACCUGAACGCAGGCAUCAUGCCAAACCCACAGUUUGAUGUGAAAGCUUUUUUCAAGGGCCUCUUCUCCAGCAAUGUCAUCACCAUGUUUGCCACCGGUGAAGGGAUUCUAACGCAAAAAGAUGGAGUCACAGCUGACGGCCUGCAGGAAGUUUUUGCCACCAACCUCUUUGGCCACUUCCUUCUAAUCAGGGAAUUGGAGCCGGUUCUGUGCCACGAAGGCCGAACCUCCCAGCUGGUUUGGACUUCCUCUAGUAACGCUCACCGCUCGGCUUUUAACCUCGAAGACCUGCAGCACCGAGGAGGCACCCAACCUUACAGCUCCUCCAAAUACGCCUCCGACCUGCUCAGCUUGGCGCUCAACACGCGCUACAGCAAACAGGGUUUGUACUCAUCCGUCAUUUGCCCCGGUUUUGUGAUGACCAACCUGACGUAUGGCAUCCUGCCCUCCUUCCCUGCCUUCCUCUGGACGCUGCUCAUGCCCGUCUUCUGGCUUAUACGAAUGUUCACCAACACUUUCACGCUGACACCUUAUAAUGGAGCUGAAGCUUUGUUUUGGCUAUUUAAACAAAAGCCUGAAUCACUGGAUCCGUUUGCCAAAUACCACAGUUUAACAUCAGGACUGGGCCACAACUACACACAGCCACGGAAGAUGGAUGUCGAUUUGGAAACAUCAGAGUCUUUGUAUGAGAAGUUACUCCAGCUAGAGAGGGAAGUGAGGAAGAAACUGCAGGAGAAACAAAAGGAAGCCCAACAUGCUCCCAUCCAUCCUGCACAAACUGAUUCAUCUUGAUGCAAAUCACACAUUUCUGGAUGAAGGGCAUUUGAUUCCUGUCUCCAUGCUGGUCACCUGGGAGCUGCUUGUUGUCUGGCUGUCAGACUUCACAAACACAACACGUCUUCUCCUGACACAGCGACAUGAAAGUCUGGAUUUACAGCAGGGAGAGACAGUGAUUCUUGGUAUUCUUAGCUUGAUUUAUUGGUUCCAUUUGUAUUAUUUGCGUCAGGCAUGUUGCAAGAGAAACAACCAGCCAUGUUAGUCUGUUAAAGAGUUUACAAUAAAAUUAGGAUUGCAUGUUCCACUA